Megalopta genalis is the source of this 5187-nucleotide messenger RNA. RefSeq names its product Leucine rich repeat protein windpipe (gene wdp). Gene Ontology annotation, cellular component: plasma membrane. The record is from RefSeq and is a predicted model, not a curated record. Gene Ontology annotation, molecular function: protein binding. Lineage: Eukaryota; Metazoa; Arthropoda; Insecta; Hymenoptera; Halictidae.
GGUAGGCUUGCCCCGCUGACUACGUUCUCUCACUCGCGGCCUGUCAGAGUCCACAGUCCUAACUCGGCCUCAGGCUAAGAUAGAUUGUAUCUUUCGUCGGCUUCGAUCUCGCCGGGGAGCUCAUCUCUCGCGCGCGUCAGCCACGUCGGCCCUGACCGACCUCCUCUGUCACGACCAAUCGAACAAUCCUCCAGUGUCGCCGAAAUCGUCCGACCCGCCGCGCCGUUACGACCGCUUCGCGCCGCGCCGGUCGGUCGCCCCCUUUUCCGCCGUUUAAUUGUCGCCGCGCGUCAACCUCGAUUGAACCGCCUCUUCGCGAAACAGUUCCUUUCGAGUGCUGGUGAACAAGGCGAUUCCAGGAUAACUUUUCUUGUGAACCGGGGAUACGGUACCCAGAGCCACCGAUCCAGGAGAUGCGCCCAAAAUUGCGACACUGCUGAAAUCACGUCUGAUCGAACGAGAGUCAUAAAUCAGAUCAAAAGAUGCAGACAGCACCGACCGUGCUGUCGUUGCUCCUCGUCGUCCUGAGCUUCUCAGGCAGGACCAACGGCCUGUGCAACUUGGAGAACGGAACAGUGGCACGGUGCCAGGACCUCACCGACGCCAAGUACAUCCAGACCUAUCAUCUCGAGACCCUGAAGGCUCCGGUGUUGGAGGCGGAGCUUCACCCGGGUCUCUUCGGCAACCUGACGAGCCUGCGACACUUGGACCUGUCCGGAGGAAACCUGAAACGAGUCCAGUCAGGAUGCUUCCGCAAGCUGGCCAACCUGAGAAGCUUGAACCUAGCCGAGAAUCACAUCGCGAACUUGGACUCCGGCGCCAUUCAAGGACUGAGCCACCUGCACAGCCUGAACCUUCGCAAGAACAAGCUUCGCCAUUUGCCACCGGUCAUCACAGAGCUGAAGUUCCUUAAACACCUGGACGUGCAGAGCAAUCCGCUGCAAUGCGACUGCGCGACGCUUCUCGUCAGAGACCUGAUCAUGAAGAAGGGCGUAAAGAUCUCGAAGAAGGUGCUCUGCGCCGGCCCGAGAAACAUGAAGGGGACGCCGCUGUUCAAACCCGACGCGGCUGUCACCUGCAACAUGGAGCAACUGGACCUUGAGAUGCAGAACGACCAGCCUGUCGAGGAGUACGAGGAAGAUUACGAAGGAUCGGGCACCAACGGCGACGACGACUCGUUCAUCGACGUUCCCAAUUUAAACCAGGAGCCUACCCAGCCACCGGAAAUCGAGACGCCAGCCCCGGAGGUAGCCUGCCUACCCGGAGACGCCGACUGUCCGGAAAAGAACUCCAAAGAGGAGGAGAUAUUCCUCGAUUCCGGCGAGAAGAAAUCCACAACAGCCGUUCCGACAACAGAGAGGAAGAAGGUGUUCACGGAUGCCCUGUUCGUGCCAGUUGAGGGCUCCGGGGCCGACGAAGAGGGCUCGGGAGAAGGUUCGGGAACAGCGACGAUCUUCGACGGUUGGGACAAGGCCAAGGAGACGGACGAAGAAGACACCCGUGUCGAGGAAGAGUCCCAAUCUCUAGGCGACAAGCUGCUGGACACGUUCUUCAACGUCUUUCUGAGCACGACCGCGGCGCCGGAGACGAAGAAGGACCUGGACCUGGAGGAGGAACAGUUUAUCCACAUGCCGAGCAAAUUCCCCGGGGAAGAGGAGACCUCGGAGAUCGUCGACGACGAGCUGACGUCGACCACCAGCAAAGCCAGCACCGAAACGAGCCCGAAGUCGGUCUCGACGACCGAUUACAGCGGCGUCGAGGUGUUCGACAGCGAUCUACAGAACUCGACGCGGACUGGCCAGGCGAUGGUCGAGGACGAGACGACGGGCGACGGGCUGGCCGAAGUGUCCCCGGCGAAGCAGUCCAAGAAAGGGAUGGGCUCUUACGUGGUGUUGGCCACGCUGCUGGCGAUCCUGGCGAGUCUGAUCAUGUUCGCCGCCUACAAAGGCGACUUCUGCCGCAAGAAGAGGAAACGCGGCGACGUGGAGAACGGCACCGAGAUGAAGGACAUGCAGAAGUCCCUGCUGGAGGGGAGCACGACGCAUCCGAAGGUCGUGACCAACGGGAACGUGGAGAACGUGCCGCUGGUCGAGGACACGGCCGAUCACGAGGACGCCAAAGCGUCCGGCGAGCAUCAGGAGCCGGUCAGGUCGCGAAACGGCACCUCGGACCGCGUCGACCCGGUGAAACCGCCGAGACGGAGCUCGGACAGGUCCAGCUCGGACGGCAACACGUCGAGGAACGACUCGCUGCCCGCGAGAACGAGUCCCGUCGACGUCACCGUGAACAACGCCCCGGCAACAACGCUGCCGGCGAACUGUCCGCCUCUGAGCCCCGGCGCUCAAAGAGUGAAGAUCACCCUACAGGAGAACCCGGACAGCGUGCCGAAGACGCCCAUACUCAUCACGAGAACGAUGGCUGGUGAUAAUCUAGUCAAAUCGCCAUGAAACCGCUGACCUCGUGGUCACCGAUGAACGACAACGAGACAUUUGGUCCAAUAACGAUCGAUCGAACCGACAACAACGAGACACGAAUGGACGAGACAGAGAGGCAGCCGGUAGGGAAGGGGGGGAUCGCGUGUUACAAUUUUUCGAGAUUGACUAAUUCCAGUGACGCCAGUGUUCCUAGGCCCGUGUAUCACGGCCUGACAAAGUGAUACGUGGACUUCUAUAGACGACGGACACAGCGUUCGACGACGGACACGAUCGAACGGCGCAACAUAGUCGAGCUUAGGUAGGAGGAGGAGGAGAGCCGAUGUCGUGGUGGUACUCGAUUCCGUGAAAUGAGAUUGUUUUGUACAUAUCCCCCGCAGAUUGUAUAUGUGUAUGCACACAUAACAUUGUUGUUUGUACAAGAUUUACGGAUAGAGGAACGAUUUGAUACAUUUUCUAUACGCGUAUACAAUAUUAGCACACUAGUCAGUCCCCAUUAAGGAUUUUCCUUCUCGUGCAGGCUUGAAUGGGAUUCAAGUAUCGCCAAGUUCCAUUUUAGAUUGCUCCGAUAACAAGAAGCGUAUCGUUACCUAGACCCUCGGCGUUCUUGUAAUAACGAAAUACCCAUUUGCAAGUAAUGCCGCAGUUAUCUCGUUUUUAAUGUUAACGUUAGAAAGGCACGGUCCGGGAAACGUUUGUUCCGCGCAGCGUUAUUCCCACGAUCCGACGACGACGCGUCGUCGUCGGAUCGUCGGAGGAUCGUGUUUGAACGAUGCUCGGACCGUGGAGAAUGAAUUUUUAGAAUGGCCAUGGUUUAACGCGGCGAUGCAAUUCGUUGCGGAUGAUAAUAUAUCGUGUAUAUUUAUGUUAUACUCAAACUGCCUCAUGUCCCACUGCAUUCUCGUGAAUAGACUGCGGAUAUUAUGCAUCGACGAGGUUCGAACGUGGACCCGCAUCCGCAUAAACAGCCGCAGUCUAGUCGUCAAUUACCGAUUGGUAAUUCAAUUACUUAUGUAUUUUAAAAGAGACGUUCGAAAGACUACCGGGUGUGUCUAAUCAUUGAGCGUCGGAUUAUUCGAAUUGUUACGUGACUCGUAGAUUUUUACGAAAUUUUUUUUUUAGUUCCACCGUAUGUAAAUGUACGCGGUGAAAUGAGAGCGAAAGUUUUGCUGUUGCUACUUAUGGGGGUGGAUCGCGAACGGCGCGAUUCGAUUGCUGCUACGCGGCCUUUUUGGAACAGUUGCGAACAAUGGACGUGUUCUUUGUCGAGCCCUGAAACAUCGGUGUCACCGAUGCUUCCGAUCGGACAAAAUAUAUCCGCGUUAUUUCCAGCCGUUUCGCGACGCUUCGCAGCUUCGCUCGAGCCGAAAGCUGCUCGCGAUUCUUUCCCGAUAGUGAUUAACUGGAGGAUUAAUUUAUAGAAAAUUUCUGUCGCAUGAAUUUACAACGAGCAUUCCAAGUCGAUCGUAUUACAGUGUCCAGUAAUCGAUUCGAUCGUUUUAUCUCCCAUGAUAUAAUGAACGUUCUGUGUAAACGAGGCCAGAGUUUUGUAGGUCGGUACUGUGACGUUCGAAUAACGCAUUAUCGAUUAUCAUUGAAACAUAUCAGAAACAUCGAAGUCUGCGUAAUUACGAACGUAAUUACGUGAUCGCAAAUACAAGUUUACGCGAAAACGAGGAAACAAUAUUGUAAUUCGAUGCGUUAAUCUAUUACUAGCGUUUUAAGCGACAAUAGAUGGGAGAGUAAUUAAGAAAUGUUUACAGUAAUAAGUAGCCUUAAACGAUUAAACUGUUUAACGAGAGAAAGUUUAUAAAUAUAAAUGUUACAUAUUGUUCGAAUAUUUGUUAAGAAGCGUUGAAAGUAAUGGGAGUCGUUUCGAAAAUUAAAAGCAAACGUCAGAGUAGAUAUUAAUAUAUAUAUAUAUACAUAUACAUAUAUAAUAAUCUCAAUAAUGUAGCGUCGAUUUUCAAACGUUUUCGAGACAAUGAUAUUGGGUCAUCGGUAGUGCAAAAAUUGAUUCCCCCCAAUUUUAAGAACAACUAUUCUCAUCACUUUCAUUAACUUCAUUUUCUUCAUACCAAAUUUUUGUAUGUUUUCUUGAACCAAAUGCGCGAAGUAUUAGAACGAUUAACGAUUUAAAUGUAAACAAUCGGGAGAGCUUCCCGGUGAAAGUAUAAAUAGGUGGUUGCUCGUGAAAUUAAUCCAGCUAAUUAGCGGCGAACGAAAUCAUUUCAUUGCUGUUGCCAGUGUUCCAGCGGCGUUUCAACAUCAUCGACACGUUAUCGUUAUUGUCGCGAUUUUUAAUUGUUCCGCGUAUGAACCGACCGCGCAAGAAGAUACACAUUGUUACGAAUAAAUACCCGAAAACGCAGUCAACAUGAACGUAUAAAUAUAUUUUGCAAGUGUUUAUAAUUUUAACUAUGAAUGCGAAAUAAAAUAACAAUAUUUAUCAUAAAUCUUUUACUGUUACAACGAUUCUCAUCAAUGUCUUCAAAUGUUGUGUCACCGUUUGAUCCUUGUAAGACGAACAAUUAUGUACUUAAAAACUUUUGUAUUGUCUGUAUAAAACGUUAAUGACAAAAGUCGUAAUGCCAUAACAGCGUAAUUAGGGACAACUUUGCAAUAGGUUAAAAGGUAAAUAUUUACUGAUCUUCAUUCACGACGAGAGUAUAACAAAACUGUAUGAAGUAUAUUUAGAAAUCGUUAAAGAUAAAGUUGUUCAGUUUAAAUAAAUAUUUCGACGAGUUUAAUUGUA